UGUCAUCGCAAUAAUAAUAUGUCACAUGUAGGUGAAAGGGGCGUGUCCUUAACAAAACCAAAGCUAAAGGAGGUCACUGUAUGUUAAAGUAUAUAAAUUGUACCAAAUGUAUGCAUUGUUUGUUUUUUUUUUUGUUUUUUUUUAAGCGCACAGCUGCUAAUGUGUUUGCCAGUUGCUUGCUGCCAGUUCCAGUGACUUUCAAAAAGAAGCAGAACAAAUUCUCCCCGGUCCUCUUACCUAAAGUGUCAGCACCCCAUUCAUCAUGACGAAACAGGGAAAACAAAUGUUGUGCUACAUAAUAACACAGGGGAAAUUUUCUCUAAAGGUUAAACACUAUUUUAAGCAAAUGCAAGAACAAUGACUUUAAGCAAUUUAACACUCUCUCUCUGCGGGGUUUGAGUGUGUUUGGAUCCAUGCCUGGGUUUACGCCUCCUCCUGUGCGUGUGCUUUACAGGAAGGGAGUGAAGGGAGGAAGCAGUGCCAUUAUAGGAAAUUUUAAGAUUAUGUCAUGUGUGUCUAUUCCCGUGCGUAUGUGUGCAUGCUCACGUUCUGUUGUGUUUAAUGUGAUUCCGCGAGUGGGUGUGUGCUAUGCAAAAACUCACCUGAUAUGAGCCAGGACAGGUUGCCAAUUGGAGCAUGAUAAGGAAGUAAGGAGAAUAAAACAGCCAUUGUGGUGUGGUAGCACCUAGUGUGUCUACAUACCUUUUAUCUGUUGUUUAUUUAGACAUUUAGGAAGAGAAGAGUGCUGUCUUUCUUUCUGACUGUGAGCACUCAGCAUCCAGAGUGUCGGUGCCUGCAGACACUGAAUCUCCAUUCAGCUCAGAGUGGACCAGCGAGAGAAAUAAUCAGGCCUGGCUGAACAUCAAUCUGUUGCUCUGCCUCCAGGCCAUGAUACAUCAGACUACAGCAUCCACAGUAUGAGCACACCUUUAACCACCAUGCUAGAGAACCAAUUGACCACUACCUGGGGAAUAACUAACUCCUAUUCUGACGCGCCGAUGCUGAUGUCGGGUUACACAGGUCGCCUUUGGCUGUACGACUCCCACCCGCAGUUCUGGAGUAAACACCAGGUGUGGGAAUGGUUGCAGCAAGUUAUGGACAUGUACCAGAUCGAUGCCUCCACUAUUCCCUUCCAGCACUUUGACAUGGACGGCCAUCAGCUCUGCAGCCUCACCUACCAGGACUUUAACCGGGCCGCUGGCAGCAUGGGACCCACCCUUUUCCACAGCAUCACAGAGCUAAAGUUGGGAGGGCCGUGUCACGUGGAAAUAGGGCAACAGGAUCUUAAACCAGAAUUGGAUUUCUCUUGUCCAUAUCCAAAUAUCAGCUCUGCCUCUGAAGAAAACUGUGAUUAUGUAAUUCACCCCCUCCCACCUGCUGCCUCUCCUGCUCCUUCUAGGCCCGGCAUAAAGAAAUCAUGUAGCCGCGCCCAUCCCAAAAAGCAUAGUCCGAGGGGGACUCACUUGUGGGAGUUCAUUAGAGACAUCCUUUUAACACCGGAGAGAAACCCAGGGCUAAUAAAGUGGGAGGACCGGACAGCGGGGGUCUUCCGUUUCCUAAAAUCUGAAGCAGUGGCACAGUUAUGGGGCAGAAAGAAGAAUAACAGCAGCAUGACUUAUGAGAAACUAAGUCGGGCAAUGAGAUAUUAUUACAAAAGAGAAAUCCUUGAGCGAGUGGAUGGACGCAGACUGGUUUACAAGUUUGGACGGAAUGCAAAAGGGUGGAAGGAAUCAGAGAAAUAAUAAUAUCCCAUAGUUUCAGUUCAAUUCAUGUUGUUGACAUGUGUUUUUAGCAAUAGUUUCAAUGGACAUUUUCAUAAAGAUGUGUUUGAAUUUUUUUUUAUACAAAUUGUUUUUACAAAUCUUUGUUGUUUGUUAUAAAUAUCCUUAUUUGUGACAAAAUAGGUAAAUAUAUUGGAAAAUAAAAACUUGUUAUAAAUUGUUCAUG
Messenger RNA from Cynoglossus semilaevis (tongue sole), 1947 nucleotides. RefSeq names its product ets homologous factor (gene ehf). Gene Ontology annotation, biological process: cell differentiation; regulation of transcription by RNA polymerase II. Gene Ontology annotation, molecular function: sequence-specific DNA binding; DNA-binding transcription factor activity, RNA polymerase II-specific. The transcript is spliced from 9 exons. The coding region runs from base 918 to 1742 and encodes 274 amino acids. Gene Ontology annotation, cellular component: nucleus. The record is from RefSeq and is a predicted model, not a curated record. NCBI's taxonomy places the organism in Eukaryota, Metazoa, Chordata, Actinopteri, Pleuronectiformes, Cynoglossidae.